Mugil cephalus (flathead mullet) is the source of this 1303-nucleotide messenger RNA. It is a transcript of the gene dph5, whose product is annotated as diphthamide biosynthesis 5. The record is from RefSeq and is a predicted model, not a curated record. The coding region runs from base 157 to 1020 and encodes 287 amino acids. NCBI's taxonomy places the organism in Eukaryota, Metazoa, Chordata, Actinopteri, Mugiliformes, Mugilidae. Gene Ontology annotation, biological process: protein histidyl modification to diphthamide. Gene Ontology annotation, molecular function: diphthine synthase activity. The transcript has 7 exons.
UACGGCAGGUCGUAUUCCAGUCUGUGCUGGGGGAGCACACGUGAAGGAAGGAAAACUGUGUUUUUACCUGUGUUUAGCUUCAUGUCGUGAGGUUUUUAGUUUGUUUAGUUUUCCUCAGUGUGACACCGACUCUGUGUGGAGGCCGAGGCCGGGAAGAUGCUGUAUCUGAUCGGCCUGGGACUCGGAGACGCCGCCGAUAUCACGGUGAAGGGUCUGGAGGCGGUGAAGCGCUGCUCCAGGGUUUAUCUGGAGGCCUACACCUCCAUCCUGACCGUGGGCAAAGAAGCCCUGGAGGAAUACUAUGGGAAGCAGCUGAUCCUGGCUGACAGAGAUCUGGUCGAACAAGGAGCCGACGAGAUCCUGAAGGACGCAGAUGUGACUGAUGUGGCGUUCCUGGUGGUGGGCGACCCGUUCGGAGCCACCACCCACAGCGACCUGGUCCUGAGAGCAGUGCAUGCUGGGAUACCGUACAGAGUCAUCCACAACGCGUCCAUCAUGAACGCUGUGGGCUGCUGUGGUCUGCAGCUGUAUAAUUUCGGGGAGACGGUGUCGUUGGUUUUCUGGACGGAGACGUGGAAACCUGAGAGCUUCUACGACAAAAUCUGUAAAAACAGACGAGCUGGACUUCACACACUCUGUCUACUGGACAUUAAAGUCAAAGAACAAACCGUGGAAAACAUGAUGAGGGGGAAGAAGAUCUACGAGCCGCCGCGCUUCAUGACCGUGGGCCAGGCUGCAGAUCAGCUGAUCCAGAUCAUCCGGAGGCGGCGGGAGGAGGGGGAGGAGGGGGAGGAGGGGGGUCUGACCGAGGACACGGUUUGCGUGGGCGUGGCCCGGCUCGGCUCCGAGGACCAGAGGAUCCGGGCGGGGACGUUGAGUCAGCUGGUGUCAUGUGACCUGGGCGGGCCACUCCAUUCGCUGGUCGUGACGGGUCGGCUCCACCCACUGGAGCUGGAGAUGCUGCGCGUCAACGCGGAACCGGAAGCUCUGCGACACCUCGAACAGGAAGCUGGAAACUAGGAGCGGGUCCCAAUUAAAAAAUAAUUAUCUCACUAAUCUUUUUUUAUUAUUUAAAUGGACUGAAUCAAAUAACGGACACAGACGUGAACAUUGUGAACUCAUGCUCUUUUAAUGUUUAAAUGGAAAAAUGCAUUUGAUUCCAUUUCAAUUCAAAACAGUAGAAGAAGAAAUGGAAAAUAUCCCCCAAACAACUCAACAUAAAGUGCUUCUUCUUUCUUUCUCUGGUGAAACAACCAGAAAUAUAAACGGUUGUUUGAUGGGAUUAAAUCUCUUAUUCCGUAAA